UGUUCUCGCCUGCUUCAUUCGCCGUCGAACUCAGUAAGAAAAAGCAGCAGGAGGAGAAGAUUUGAAUCGAAAAGAGAGGAAGGAGAAAUGGGAGUGGUGGCUAGGAGAAGAGACGCGGAGGCGGAGCUGAACCUGCCGCCGGGAUUCCGCUUCCACCCGACGGACGAGGAGCUCGUCGUGCACUACCUCUGCCGGAAGACGGCGAGCCAGCGGCUGCCCGUGCCGAUCAUCGCCGAGGUCGAUCUCUACAAGUUCGACCCGUGGGAGCUUCCAGAGAAGGCGCUGUUCGGGCAGCGGGAGUGGUACUUCUUCACGCCUAGGGAUCGGAAGUACCCGAACGGGUCGCGGCCGAACCGGACCGCCGGGUGCGGGUACUGGAAGGCGACCGGCGCCGACAAGCCGGUGGCGACGCCCGGGAUCGGCAAGACGUUGGCCAUCAAGAAGGCGCUCGUGUUCUACCACGGCAAGGCGCCACGGGGCGUCAAGACGGAUUGGAUCAUGCACGAGUACCGUCUCGCCGACACAAAUCGCUCACCGGGAAAGAAGGGCGGCGUUGGCGGCGGCGGCCUUCGAUUGGACGAUUGGGUGCUGUGCCGGCUGUACAACAAGAAGAACAAGUGGGAAAAGAUGCAAAAGCCAAAAACCGAAGCCUCCAUGGAGUCGUCGGAGUUGGCCAACUCCGGCAGCCCCCUCACCCCCGAAUCCGUCAUCGAACAAGACGAAUUCUCGCCGGACCUCGACGAUCUGAUGCAAUAUGGCCCUUCUAAAUCCCACACGGGGUUCGAUCAUCAAUAUCUGGCGCCGGACGAGCAACAGAUCAAGGAGGAGAGGGACUGGAUGAUGGAGUUGAACCUGGAAAACUUGCAGAACCCAUUCGCCGGCAUUGAAUCCAUCAUCGACGGACUAAACCAGUCCGAUGGCUACUUCUCAUCGGCUUUUCCUCCAUUGUUUAAACCAAUGCCUCCGUUUUGAGUGAGAUGGGGCGAGAAGAACAGAGGACUCUGUUUUGCGUAUAGCUUAUUAGCAUAGCAACUCUGUUUUGUUUUGUGUAGCAUUAUAUUGAUUGGUUUUUUAUUUCUCA
Molecule: messenger RNA, 1081 nt
Organism: Zingiber officinale
Lineage: Eukaryota; Viridiplantae; Streptophyta; Magnoliopsida; Zingiberales; Zingiberaceae
Product: NAC domain-containing protein 67-like
Exons: 3
Coding region: 88-972 (294 amino acids)
Biological process (GO): regulation of DNA-templated transcription
Molecular function (GO): DNA binding
Source: RefSeq, a predicted model, not a curated record